UUUCUCGUAACACUAAAUUUUCAAGUCUUUCCUUUUUUCUUCAAUAUCUCUUCAAUUCUCCAUCUUCAUAUCGACGUAUGUUGGUGAAUUGAGAGAUACAAGAAGAGAAAAUCAAAAGAAGGGAUAUCGUUUCAUUUUUCAAAAAAUGGAAAACGGUGGGAUCUUACUUGAGAAACAAGUUAUCGACAUUUACAAAACCAAUAAGCCGAAACCGCCCACCACCAGGCUUCAAAAGCAUGCCCCGGCACCUCUUCAGCUCAGUCAGAUGAAGUCCAACACCACUGUUAUCGAAAAAGGGGCAACACCAAUCCCAUUGCUUACACCGUUGGCUUAUUCGCCGUGUCCGUUUUCGGAGACGCGAGAAUCCGUGUUUCCGAUCGAUGAUCACAUGGAAUCUGUGGUACAAGCACCGAUGGGGACCGCGAUCGGGUGGCAAAAUCUUCCAGUCGGAUCGGGAUACGCAGAACCUUCCACAUUGUUCUUUUUGUUUCAAAAUAAAUUUCUUAUUGUCAAUGAUGCACAGUGAUGCUUUUUUUUUGUUCUGCAUCUGUACAUCAUAUGAUUCAGUAUAUCUUUGUUUGAUGUUUUUCUUCCCCAUGAUAGCAAGCUUUCUUUGGGUGGUUUGUUGAUUCCUGUUCUAAGUA
Gossypium arboreum is the source of this 644-nucleotide messenger RNA. RefSeq lists its product as uncharacterized. Lineage: Eukaryota; Viridiplantae; Streptophyta; Magnoliopsida; Malvales; Malvaceae. The record is from RefSeq and is a predicted model, not a curated record. The transcript has a single exon. Bases 146 to 526 code for a protein of 126 amino acids.